This is a messenger RNA of Candida tropicalis MYA-3404, 2727 nucleotides long. Its product is annotated as M28 family metallopeptidase. Gene Ontology annotation, biological process: proteolysis. The record is from RefSeq and is a predicted model, not a curated record. NCBI's taxonomy places the organism in Eukaryota, Fungi, Ascomycota, Pichiomycetes, Serinales, Debaryomycetaceae. The coding region runs from base 1 to 2727 and encodes 908 amino acids. Gene Ontology annotation, molecular function: metalloexopeptidase activity. The transcript has a single exon.
AUGACACUGGGAGAAGAAGAAGAAGGUACUCGUGAACAAGUACCAGUUAGUCAGCCAACGGGCACUACCUCAAUUGUUUCAACCAAGGAGAAACAACCAAAUAUUUUUAUUCGUGCUAUUAGAGCAACAUUUGGAUACCGCAAGACGUCAUUAACCUUAUUUGUAUUGUUAACUAUUUUCUUUACAGUCGCCUUUUCUUCAUAUGAUAAUAGUCUUGAUUUUACAAUUGAUCUACCAGAAACUAAAUUUGAAAAGCAAUUGUUGGAUUCAUCAUGGUUGGAUUUACAGAAUAUUGCUCGUUAUCCACAUUCUUAUGGUUCUCAUGCCAAUGAUAAAGUACAUGACUAUUUAGAAUCUAGAAUCAGUCAAACAAUCAAGGGGAAACCUUUUAUUGAAUUCGAUAAUGGAGAUGAAAAAAUUUUGUACAAUUCAUCCAAGAAAGUUGUGUCCUAUUAUGAAGGCAACAACUUAUUAGUCCGUGUUAAUGGUACUGACAGUUCACUUCCGGCAUUUCUCCUUUCAGCGCAUUAUGAUUCGGUUCCUUCCAGUUAUGGUGUCACUGACGAUGGUAUGGGAAUUGCCAGUUUACUUGGGGUUCUUUCAUAUCUUGCUAAUAAUAAACAACCAAAACGUACUGUGAUUUUCAAUUUUAAUAAUGAUGAAGAAUUUGGGUUAUACGGGGCCCAAGCUUUUGUCACACAUCCAUGGUUUAAACAAAUUCAAUAUUUCUUGAAUUUAGAAGGUACUGGUGCUGGAGGCAAGGCCAUCUUAUUCAGAGGUACUGAUUAUGGAAUUGUUAAACAUUUUGAUAAGGUACGCUACCCAUACGCCACAUCAAUUUUCCAACAAGGUUUCAAUAACCGUUUGAUUCAUAGUGAAACUGAUUAUAAGGUCUAUAAGGAGGCAGGACUUCGUGGGUUGGACUUGGCCUUUUAUAAACCAAGAGAUAUUUACCACACUGGUGAAGAUAACAUUAAGAAUAUCAACAUUAGAUCUUUGUGGCACAUGUUAUCCAAUUCAAUUGAUUUUACUAAUUUCAUUUCAAACCUGAUAAUAGACAACGACACUGGAAAAGAUGAGCCUGCUAUUUACUUGAGUGUUCUCAAUUACUUUUUCUCAACCUCGGUCACUACUCUCAACACCAUUAACAUGGUCCUUAUUGUAUUGUUCCCAGUACUCAGUGGCCCAUUGUUGUUUAUUACUGUUAGAUACAAGAAAUGGAAUAUUGGAACUGCCAAUUUAUUUAGUCUUCCAUUGGCAAUUGUGAUAACCAGUCUUGUGGGUGCGGUAGUUGUGAACCAGGGAUUUAGAUUGGUGAAUGAAUUCUUGCCGGCUUCUCGUCCAAUGUUAUUGGUUACUACUACCACUUCUAUUUUAUUGUUAACUUAUUAUAUUUUGUUGAAUGGCAUUAAUUUUGUCAGCCCUUCAGGUGAUCAAAAAUUGGUUUCAAUUAUACAAAUUUCAUUCAUAUAUUGGAUUGCAUUAAUUUUUGUUACAAGAGGAUUAAGUCAAAAUGCAAUUGGUGAUGAUCACACUGGUGAAUUUGCUUUUACUAUUUUGUUUUUACUUGAAGCUACUGCGUCUUUGUUUGGCUUGAUCGGAUGGACAUUUACUAGAAGUGUCAAAGAACCAACUGGUGAUGAAGAACCUUUAUUGAAUGGACGUAUGGAAAGAUAUGUUGACGGUUCAGAUGAUGAAGAUGAUGUUGAAGAAGAAGACGAUGAAGAUCAAUCCGAAGAAGAAAAUCAUCAACAUGAAAUGACUGUUAAGCAUUUAAUGCAACAUUUUGGAUACGAUUGGUCAUUACAAUUCUUGCUUAUUGUGCCAAUUUCAUCAUUAGUUAUUUACAACUCAGGAUGGUUGGUCAUUGACGGUAUUAAUAAAUCUAUUCAAGAGUCUUUAGUUGCUGAAAACUUUAUCUACUUGAUUAUUCAAUUAUUCUCUCAGUUUUGGAUCUUGCCAAUUUUACCAUUCGUUUACAAAUUAAAUAGAUUUAUGGUGUUGGGAUUGAUUGCUUUUGCCCUUGUUGGUGUCACGUUAAUCUCAUCUGUUGAUCCAUUCAAUCAAGAUAAUCCAUUGAAGUUGAGAUUUAUUGAAAGAGAUGGUGUUGCCCACGUCUAUGGUAGAACUGGAGUUGGUAUUUCAAAUAUAUUAGGUGAUAUGCCUUCAGUGAAAGAGUCUGGUGUCGGGAUCAAGUGUGACAGUUUACCAGAUGGUAAUGAAGACUGUUCAUACAAGGCAUAUUUACCUGGAAACUCAACUAUCCCUUCACUCAGUGUUAAAUCUAUUAACUCCACAGCACAACAAGCUUACAUCAAUUUUGGAGCUAUUCAAAUCAAUGCCCCAGAAAGUAGAGAGUGUAGUUUAGAAUUUAAGAAAGUCAAAGCUAUUGUUGUGUAUUCUGGUGAAAUCACUGCUAAAAAUUUCAAGGCUAUUCCAGAUGGCUUUUCAGAAGACUCCAAGGGUAAUUUGUAUUACAAGGAUGUGUCUGGAAUUGAUGUUGCACAACUCAACAAAUUAGGUUGGAAUAAGAAAUUCAAUUUUGGCUUUUAUUGGUUACCAGAUAUUGAUGACGAUGUUGCUGCAUUGCCAAUCCAUGUUGAAUGUUUUUGGUCAGAUAUAACUAUCCCAGCUUAUGAUGAAUUAUUACAUUACACUCCGAACUGGGUGACUUGGGCCAACCGAGAAAAAGGAUUGGUACUGUUGACUAAUAGAAUUGAAGUAUAG